GAAAGCUGCAUUUUGAUUGGUAAACAACACGUCAAUCCAGACGCCGAUCGUAGUUACACACCUCCGAGAGCCCAGUGGGCACUCCGUGACUGUGUUCGGAGGUAAAAUGGCGCUUACUACUCAAGGAACAAAGAAGAAAGUUUGCUAUUAUUAUGAUGGCGACGUUGGGAACUACUAUUACGGACAAGGCCACCCCAUGAAGCCGCACCGGAUCCGGAUGACCCACAACCUCCUGCUCAACUACGGCCUCUACCGCAAGAUGGAGAUCUACCGACCUCACAAGGCCAACGCGGAGGAGAUGACCAAGUACCACAGCGACGACUACAUCAAGUUCCUGCGCUCCAUCCGGCCGGACAACAUGUCCGAGUACAGCAAGCAGAUGCAGAGAUUUAAUGUGGGUGAAGACUGCCCGGUGUUUGACGGCUUGUUUGAGUUCUGUCAGCUUUCAACGGGCGGAUCUGUGGCCGGUGCAGUGAAGCUGAACAAGCAGCAGACGGACAUCGCCAUCAACUGGGCCGGAGGACUUCACCACGCCAAGAAGUCCGAGGCCUCGGGGUUCUGCUACGUCAACGACAUCGUGCUGGCCAUCCUGGAGCUUCUGAAGUACCACCAGAGGGUGCUGUACAUAGACAUAGACAUUCACCAUGGCGACGGGGUGGAGGAGGCCUUCUACACCACCGACCGGGUCAUGACCGUGUCCUUCCACAAGUACGGGGAGUACUUCCCCGGAACCGGAGACCUGCGGGAUAUCGGUGCGGGGAAGGGGAAGUACUACGCAGUGAACUACCCUCUCAGAGACGGCAUCGAUGACGAGUCUUAUGAGGCCAUAUUCAAACCUAUCAUGGCGAAGGUGAUGGAGAUGUAUCAGCCCAGUGCCGUGGUGUUGCAGUGUGGUGCUGACUCUCUGUCAGGAGAUCGACUCGGCUGCUUCAACCUCACCAUCAAAGGCCAUGCUAAGUGUGUGGAGUACAUGAAGAGCUUCAACCUGCCGCUGCUGAUGCUGGGGGGGGGCGGCUACACCAUCCGCAACGUGGCCCGCUGCUGGACCUACGAGACCGCCGUCGCCCUGGACAGCUCCAUCCCCAACGAGCUCCCGUACAAUGACUACUUUGAGUACUUCGGACCCGACUUCAAACUGCACAUCAGCCCCUCCAACAUGACCAACCAGAACACCAACGACUACCUGGAGAAGAUCAAGCAGCGUCUGUUCGAGAACCUGCGCAUGCUGCCUCACGCCCCCGGGGUCCAGAUGCAGCCCAUCCCAGAGGACGCGCUGCAGGACCACAGCGCUGACGAGGAGGAGGAGGAGCCUGACCGCCGCAUCUCCAUCCGGGCCCACGAUAAGCGCAUCGCGUGUGAGGAGGAGUUCUCUGACUCGGAGGACGAGGGCCAGGGCGGCCGGCGGAACACGGCCAGCUACAAGAAGAGCAAGCGCCCAAAAACAGAGGAGGAGAGAGAGAGAGAGAGAGAGAGAGAGGGGGAGGAGAAGAAGGAAGUGAAAGAAGAGGAGAAGGCCCCAGUGGAGGAGAAGAUGGACACAAAGGGGCCAAAAGAAGAGCUGAAAACGACGCCGUGAGCAGGACACGGCCGCGCGGUUUUCACAGAAAUCACCCUGUCGCCCGUUACGGUGCUGCAGCCAGACCUGGACCCCUCCCCUCCCGCGUGGCGACGGGAUGAUUCUCUCAAACGCAGUUUAACCCGUCGGCUCUCACUGCGGCUCCCUGCAGUCCUCCUGCUCUCCUGCUACCUCUUGCCUAUUUCUUUUCCUUCUGAUAAAACCUUUGUGACGUCACAAGAACAUUUUUGUGACGUCACAAGAACAUUUUUGUGACGUCACAAGAACAUUUUUGUGACGUCACAAGAACAUUUUUGUGACGUCACAAGAACAUUUUUGUGACGAAACAAAGCUCCCCCCCCAGAGAACGCUCUCCUAAUUUAUUUUAUUUUUUGCCCCAAGUUGUAUGUCUUUCUGGGUUUCUAUUUGGAUUUAAAUCAUGGUUGUUUUUGACAUUUUUUUGGAAUGUCUCCUCUCCUGCACUGUCAUCUACUGCGCUGUGUGUGUGUGUGUGUGUGUGUGUGUGUGUGUGUGUGUGUGUGUGUGUGUGUGUGUGUGUGUGUGUCUGUGUGUGAGAGAGAGCAUGCACGUGUGUGUGUGUAAGAGCAUGCACAAGUGUGUGUGUGUGUGUAUGUGUGUGUGUGUGUGUUCUCCUGCAAUGAAGCCUGUGAUGAUAGGCUCGCUCUCUAAGCUCUGCGUUAACGGCUGUUUUUAAUGUAAGUGUUCUUUUUUAUACCGCGGUAAUCCCUCGAGCCAGGGGGCGCUGAUUCACAGGAUUCAAUGAACUUCAGACCGUCGCAGCAUUAGCCAGGUUCGCUGGCUGGAGGGGUUCCUCUCCGCCUAACACGGCCGCACCUCCACCACAUCGACAGGACUGUGACACUUUACAGAAGUUCUGAAAGUUGUGAAAGUUCAGUGGUUGUUAAAUCCCAGUUUGUAAUGGAUUUUCGUGAAGAAGAAAUUUAAUAAAAGCGUAAGAUUU
Conger conger (European conger) is the source of this 2537-nucleotide messenger RNA. RefSeq names its product histone deacetylase 1-like. The record is from RefSeq and is a predicted model, not a curated record. Lineage: Eukaryota; Metazoa; Chordata; Actinopteri; Anguilliformes; Congridae. Bases 107 to 1576 code for a protein of 489 amino acids. The transcript is spliced from 14 exons. Gene Ontology annotation, molecular function: histone deacetylase activity.